GGCAUAGCAAUGCCAUUCCUUUAACAUGUAAUCAUCCUUUUGUUCUUCCUUUUUGUCUAUCUGACAUAACAUAACUAAAUAGACAGUUGUUAGUUGCUCCUCAGAGAGAGAGAGAGAAGAGAGAUAGAGAGAGAGAGAGUGUGUCAUAGUAUAACAAGAAACAAAGAGACUCCGUUGCUAUCUCGAUAUUGCACACACACAGACACAUCCAAGAAUGUACAAAAAAGCUUCACUCUCUCUCAUUUUCGUGAUUCUUCUUCUAAUCUCAUACUCCAUCUUCAUCGGGACCGUCGAUUUCAGAUCCUACUUUUUCCCUCUGCUACACUCACCCACCGAUACACCCUCUCUCUGUGCACCCUCCUCUCCUCUCCGCGUCUACAUGUACGAUCUUCCUCGCCGGUUCAACGUGGGCAUGCUGAACCGGCGGAGCCCGGUGGAGACUCCGGUGACGGCUCUGGUAUGGCCUCCGUGGCCCAAGAACUCGGGCCUCAAGAGGCAACACAGCGUGGAGUUUUGGAUGAUGGGCUCGCUUUUGUACGAAGGGGAUGGGGCUGAAGAGAGAGAGGCGGUUAGGGUUUCGGAUCCGGAAAUGGCUGACGCGUUUUUUGUGCCGUUUUUUUCUUCUUUGAGCUUCAAUUCUCAUGGCCACAAUAUGACGGAUCCAGAUACAGAGAUUGAUCGCCAAUUACAGAUUGAUUUACUGAAAUUGUUACGGCAAUCCAAGUACUGGCAACGGUCUGGAGGUCGAGACCAUGUAAUUCCUAUGACACAUCCCAAUGCAUUCAGAUUUCUCCGAGAACAGGUUAAUGCAUCUAUUCAGAUUGUUGUAGAUUUCGGCCGCUACCCCAGAAUCAUGUCAAAUUUAAGCAAAGAUGUAGUGGCCCCUUAUGUGCACGUCGUGGAUUCAUUUAAAAUUGAUGACACUCCAGACCCAUUUGAAUCUCGCACUACACUUCUUUUCUUCCGUGGGAGGACAUACAGGAAAGAUGAAGGCAUCGUUCGUGUUAAAUUGGCAAAGAUAUUAUCUGGUUAUGAUGAUGUUCACUAUGAGCGGAGUAUUGCCACUGAUGAAAAUAUAAAAUUGUCCUCGAAAGGAAUGCGUUCUUCAAAGUUCUGUCUGAAUCCUGCUGGAGACACACCUUCAUCCUGUCGCCUGUUUGAUGCCAUUGUGAGCCACUGUGUGCCUGUUAUUAUAAGUGAUCAAAUUGAGCUCCCGUUUGAGAAUGAGAUUGACUACUCCCAAUUCUCUAUAUUCUUCUCUUUCAAAGAGGCACUGGAACCUGGUUACAUGGUUAACCAGCUCCGAAAAUUUCCCAAAGAGAGAUGGAUUGAAAUGUGGAAGCGGCUUAAGGACAUCUCCCAUCAUUAUGAAUUCCAGUACCCCCCAAAGAAAGAAGAUGCUGUCAAUAUGCUAUGGAGGCAGGUAAAACACAAGCUUCCUGGGGUCAAACUUGCUGUGCAUAGAAGCCGAAGGUUGAAAGUCCCUGAUUGGUGGCGGAGAAGAUGAUUUCAGAAGCCUGCUUUUGUGACUUUGUAAAUUCAUAGUCAUUUCAUCAUUCAUGGUGAGAACCCUUUGAAGAGAAACAACCAAAGCUAGUAACAACCCACAACCGGCCAGUUAAAUACACAGAUUGAGAAACAUUUUUUUUUAUUAUAAAUUUUAUGGUUUCUUUUAUUCUGUGUCCUUAAUUUUCUGUGUUUUACUGGAUGACACCCUCCUCCUCAUCCCUCAGUGUCAAAUGAGUGACAUUCUUUGAUGCUUUUAUUUUAAUUUUUUUAGUGGAGAAAAAGAAUUGAAGGACUCGGCUUAGCGCUGGUGUUUCUGCCUUUCAAUAGUGCCGAAGUGAGGACAUAAUAAUGUAAUUAGCACAUGGAUUGGUUAUACAUCCUAUAGUCUGACAAAUUGUUCCUUACUGGUUAUAAUUGUGUUUUUGGAUGAGGUUAUGUAAUGCACAUUGAUAAAGCUCAGUCAUUACUCAUUA
Molecule: messenger RNA, 1982 nt
Organism: Quercus lobata
Lineage: Eukaryota; Viridiplantae; Streptophyta; Magnoliopsida; Fagales; Fagaceae
Product: Exostosin family protein
Exons: 4
Coding region: 215-1507 (430 amino acids)
Molecular function (GO): glycosyltransferase activity
Source: RefSeq, a predicted model, not a curated record